Nematocida major is the source of this 288-nucleotide messenger RNA. Its product is annotated as large subunit ribosomal protein L29e. The record is from RefSeq and is a predicted model, not a curated record. Gene Ontology annotation, biological process: cytoplasmic translation. Lineage: Eukaryota; Fungi; Microsporidia. Gene Ontology annotation, cellular component: ribosome; cytosolic large ribosomal subunit. Gene Ontology annotation, molecular function: structural constituent of ribosome. Bases 1 to 288 code for a protein of 95 amino acids. The transcript has a single exon.
AUGGCCAAGUCAAAGAACCACACAAACCAGAACCAGAGCAAAAAAGCCCACAGGAACGGAAUCUACAAGCCAAAGUCCUGGCAACUGCUUCCAACCAGAGGAGUCCCAGCAGCUGCGCUCAAGAAAACCAGAGAAGAAAACAUGCGUCUGCACGGCGUUGGAAAGAAGUCCCAGAUGACUUUCGAAGAAAGGUAUGCGAAAGAGCUUGAGAACCCAGCCAUCAGCAAGCGAAGAAUGAUCAAGCGAAUUGGCAUUAGAAAGAUGGCACUCAACGGAGUCUACUUAUAA